Molecule: messenger RNA, 2328 nt
Organism: Aspergillus ruber CBS 135680
Lineage: Eukaryota; Fungi; Ascomycota; Eurotiomycetes; Eurotiales; Aspergillaceae
Product: peroxisomal copper amine oxidase
Exons: 2
Coding region: 165-2240 (691 amino acids)
Biological process (GO): amine metabolic process
Molecular function (GO): copper ion binding; primary methylamine oxidase activity; quinone binding
Source: RefSeq, a predicted model, not a curated record
CUUCGCUUCGGCGAUACUCCGUAGCAUCGUGAGAGAAGACCUGAUUCCCGAUUAAGCAUGUCCACCCGAAUGCUCCAACUUGAGAUGAUAUAAGUAAACCAUGCGAUCUUGCCAUUGAAGUCAAUCACUAAAGCAUCAUCAACUUUACAACAUACACGGUCAACAUGACUUCAGUUUCUCGCGAUACUCAGGCUGGUGGAUGCUGUGCUCCCCGGUUCUCGGUGUCCAUUCCUUCCCAUCCACUAGAUCCCCUGUCAAUCGAGGAAAUUCCCCUAGCAGCCAAUCUUAUCCGGCAAAAUGCUGCCUCAGACCGUCUCAAAUUCAACUGUAUUACGCUGCAUGAGCCCGCCAAAGCCGAAUACACAGCAUUCCGUUCCCACACCGGCCGUCGCCCAGACCGGCGCGCCUUUUCCAUCGUAAUCCAAGGAAAGCAGUCGCCUCGGGUUUCAGAAGUCAUUGUCAACCUGACUUCCCGCCAGGUCGAAUCCUGGAAAGAUCUCGCCAAUGUCAUGCCCACCUUGACCCUCGAUGAUCUGGAUGUCACGGAGCAGAUCGCCCGGAAUGAUCCGCGUGUUAUCGAAAUUUGUCGGGAAAUUGGAAUCACCGAUAUGUCCAAGGUGUACUUCGAUGCGUGGGCAAUCGGGAUCGAUGAGAGAUGGGGCUUCGAGCGACGACUGCAGCAGGCGCUGCCGUAUUACCGGAGCUCGAGAUAUGACAACCAAUAUGCGCACCCGUUGGACUUUUCCGUCGUGACAGAUACAGAAGCGCAGAAGAUCCUCAGCGUGGAUGUUCGACGGGUUAACGGAGAGCGCACGGCAGUGUCUCGUGACGAGCAUAACUAUCUGCCCCAGUUCAUUGGGAAUUCUUAUCGCCCUGAACGACUCAAGCCAAUUGAAAUCACGCAGCCGCAGGGUGUAUCGUUCCGAAUGAACGGCAACGAGAUUGACUGGGCCGGAUUCAAGAUGCAUAUCGGGUUUAACUACCGCGAGGGGCUCGUAUUAUCGGAUAUUCGUGCUCACGAUCCCUAUGGGCAGCGGGAGCGUAUGCUCUUUAACCGGAUCAGCGUCGUGGAGAUGGUGGUGCCUUAUGGCUGCCCCAAACCUCCCCACCACAAAAAGCACGCCUUUGAUGUCGGGGAGUACGGCAGCGGCCUGAUGACCAACUCGCUCAAACUGGGCUGUGAUUGCAAAGGCGCCAUCCGUUAUCUCGAUGCCGUACUACCGACUGCCACCGGCGAAGCCUCUAUCAUCGAAAACGCAGUUUGCAUUCACGAAGAAGACAACGGCCUUCUAUAUAAGCACACAGACUUCCGCGAUGGAAAUGUCAUCUCAGCUCGGGAUCGCAAACUGGUCAUCUCCCAGAUUAUCACGGCCGCCAACUACGAAUAUGCCUUCUACCAUACCUUUACCCUAGACGGCACGUACAAGCUCGAGAUCAAAUUAACCGGAAUGCUCAACACUUACCCUCUACACCCCAGCGAGCAAGCUGCCCCAUACGGAACAGAAGUAGCCCGUGGAAUCGAUGCCCAAAACCACCAGCACAUCUUCUCCCUCCGUGUGGACCCGGAAAUUGACGGCCCAACAAACACAGUCGUGCAAAGCGAUGCAGUCCCGUCAGAUGAACCGGUUGGCUCAGAAGCCAACCCCUAUGGUAACGGCUUCUAUGCGAAAAAGACACCGCUCCGCACAGCUAAAGAAGGGGCCACAAACUACUGCCACGAAACUGGUCGCACGUGGGACAUCACCAACCCUAACUGCCUCAACCCCGUCUCCAAGAAACCCGUCUCCUACAAGAUCCUUAACAAUAACUGCGCACCCCUGCUUGCAAAACCAGAUAGCAUAGUAUACAACCGCGCCGCCUUCGCGCGUAAGUCCCUCUGGGUCUUACCCUACCGCGACAACGAGCUUUUCCCUGCGGGACGGUACGUGUGCCAAUCAACGGGGAAGGAAGGACAUCCGCACAAUGACACAAUUCUUGACUGGACAAACCGAGACGAAGGGAUCGAGAACACAGAUAUUGUCUGUUAUGUGCAGUUUGGGAUAACGCAUUUUCCACGUACGGAGGACUUCCCGAUCAUGCCUGCUGAGCCUGUGAGUGUUAUGUUGAGGGCUGCAAAUUUUUGGCAGAAGAAUCCGGCACUUUGGGUGCCGGCUUCGGAUGUAGUGAGAGAUGUCUUUUCGAGGGAUGCGUUUGAAAAGAGGGUUGAUAGUGCUCAGAGGCUGGAGAAUGCAAAAUUGUAAGUUUGGGGGUUGUUCUUGUUCUGUGGCAUGUAUGUUUAUAUGGUGGCUUUAGCUAUAAGAAAUCUACACAUGAUAUCAUCGCUUUACC